AUGGAUGGAAAAUUCUACAAGAGCCCAAGUCACUUGGUGCGAAGCCGAGGCGGAGGAGGCGGUCCCGCUUUGCUUCGCUUCGCUUCGAGGGAGGGAAAGCCGGCCACCUUCCCGCUGCCAGCGUCGGCGUCGGCGUCGGCGUCGGUCGCGUCUCCGCCCGCAGCCGCAGGCACCGCCGCCCCCUCGCUCCUCCUCUCCGGCGAGCUCGGCGACUCCCUCGCCGCGGAAUCCGACGCUCCUCCCGCUUCCGCACGCCCGCAGGUGCAGAGAUACCUCAUCAUGUCAGCUGCUGCCGUGGACUCUGCUGCUGUGGCGGUGCGGAACACGUGUGGCUGCAAAAACACCGGAUGCAAAACCAGAAAGUGCGCUUGUUUCAGGGAUGGUUUGCCUUGCAUUCGUGGGCGAUGCAAGUGCGAGGGCUGCGCGAACAAUUCGAGGGGGCUGGCUAUAGAUGUGUUGCCGACGAAGUGCAGCUGCAAAAGCACCAGAUGCAAAACCAGGGUGUGUGCAUGUUUCAGGGAGGAUUCGCGUUGCACUGGUCUAUGCAAGUGUGUCGGCUGUGAGAACAAUCCGCGUGGGCUGGUCAAUGAGGCAGAUAGCAGGCCGAAGAAGUGCAAAUGCAAAAGAACCAAAUGCAAAACCAACAUGUGCACAUGUUUCUGUGCGGAUUCGCAUUGCACUGGUCUAUGCAAGUGUGAGGGCUGCGAAAACACUCCGCAGGGGCUGGUCAAUGAGGGAGAUAGCGGGCCGAAGAAGUGCAAAUGCAAAAGAACCAAAUGCAAAACCAACAUGUGCACAUGUUUCAGUGCGGAUUCGCGUUGCACUGGGCUAUGCAAGUGUGAGGGCUGCGAGAACACUCCGGAGGGCCUGGCCAAUGAGGGUGAUAAGGGGUGCACCUGCAAGUUAAUCAAAUGCAAAACCAAGAACUGUGGUUGCCUGAAUCGCGGGGCCAGGUGCACCUUAAAAUGCAGUUGCCAAGGGUGCGAAAAUGGAAAAGGGACCGGAGGGGCAGCUGAUACGUCCCAGGAUAGCAGGGAGGCUCAGGUUCCAACAAGCGAAUAAGAAUCGGGUGAUGACAGUAGGCUUGAGACAUACCAGAGCAUGAUGCAAGUCACCUUACAUACUUACCAUCCUUGUAAUGAUUACUCGAAGCAAGCACGGCGAGAACUCCAUGAUCUGCGAUGUCGUUAACCUCAGCCUCAGGGGGCUCUUGAUCAGACUGAUAGAUACUUGAUGCUCCCUCUGUAACAUUUUAUAAGACGUUUUGAGUCCAUGGCAGUGUCAAAAAACGUCUUAUAUCAUGUCACCGAGGGAGUACAUAUAUACUCCUGUAAGAAUAGUUGCCCUCAUCGGUUGCCGUCCAUACUCGUUCUUAUGCAUACAUACUUGCUGCAAAUGAUUUCUCUCUUAUAAACUUUAGGAAUUUUCUGAUGGUGUUUGAAAAUUGAAACCCACUAGUACUAGUAUGCAUGGACAAAGAGGCCCUGGUGGCAUUAUUUC
Messenger RNA from Triticum aestivum (bread wheat), 1500 nucleotides. RefSeq lists its product as uncharacterized. NCBI's taxonomy places the organism in Eukaryota, Viridiplantae, Streptophyta, Magnoliopsida, Poales, Poaceae. Gene Ontology annotation, cellular component: nucleus. The record is from RefSeq and is a predicted model, not a curated record. Bases 1 to 1062 code for a protein of 353 amino acids. Gene Ontology annotation, biological process: regulation of DNA-templated transcription. The transcript has 15 exons.